Molecule: messenger RNA, 6868 nt
Organism: Pelodiscus sinensis (Chinese soft-shelled turtle)
Lineage: Eukaryota; Metazoa; Chordata; Testudines; Trionychidae
Product: interferon-induced very large GTPase 1-like
Biological process (GO): regulation of apoptotic process
Molecular function (GO): GTP binding
Source: RefSeq, a predicted model, not a curated record
UGCCCCCAAGCCCCUCGUCGCCAGCCGGGUGCGGUCCGCUGCUGCGGGGAAGGGGUCGCGCCUUUCCCUGGGCUGUGAGCGCCCUCCGGCCGUGCCCGCUGGGGAAUUACAAACACAAUGUAAAGUCAUUUCUCUCCCGCUCCCUUGCCAGCCCCAAGGAGCUGAGCCCCGAUGGCCUUUGAGACGAUCCGCCGGGGACGGGAGCGACUCAUCACCCUCCUGCUGCCAACCCCCGACCUCGUCUUGGACGAAGCGGCCUCGCUGGGGCUAGUCACUGAGGAGGAGUACGAGGCCUUGGAGAAGAUCUCGGAGCCCAGGGAGCGGAUCCGCCGGCUGCUGAUAAAGAUCCAGAGGAAGGGGGAGUGCGGCUGUGAGCAGUUCCUGGCAUGUCUGCAGAGCCUCUUCCCCGACUUCCCGCCGGAUUUACAGCCCCCGGCACGCCAGGGUGUAACACAGACAAACGAAGCAGAGAAUCCAGAAGGUAGCGAGUCCUCUGAGAAGACUGGACAAGAACAUUUAGAAGCUGAUGUAACCUCAUGGAGAAAGGAUCCAGAAAAUCCAGAAGGCGGCGAGUCCUGCGAGAAAACUGGACAAGAAAAUCUAGAAGCUGCUUUAACCUCAGGGAGGAAUGAUGCAGAAAAUCCAAACGUUGGGGAGUCCUCCGAGAAAGCUGGACAAGAAAAUCUAGAAGCGGCUUUGACCUUAGGGAGGAAUGAUCCAGCAGAUCCAGAAAGUGCUGUACCGCAUGAGGAGAAUGACCGUGGGAAUGCAAAACCAGAAGAUGCCAUGUUCUCAGAGAAGAACGAUCCAGAAAAGAUGGAAGAACCUAAGAUGCCGGGAGACGUGUUGUCAUCUGGGGAGAGACCAGUGACACCAACUUCUACCACAUCUCUAAUGAAGAGCAGAUCAGAAACCCUGGAAGCUGCUUUGCCCUCCAAGAAGAUUGAUCCUGAGAGUCCAGGAGGUGCCAGGCCUUCAGAGAAGGAUACAGUUGCGGUGUCCUGCGAGGGAGCUGAUGCUGAAGGGUCUGGAAGUCACCCCUGUUGUGGAGAAGAAGGGACGAGCGCAGCAGUAAAAGGGAACUUGGAAGACUCGGAUGUCUCCAUGUCAGAGAGCAGGCCCCAGACCCCAGAAGUUGCCAUGGUGAUGGAGAGGAGCGGAGCUGAGACACCAGAAGAUUCUGCAUCGGUGGGCAGGAGCGGAGCUGAGACACCGGAGACCUCUCCCAGCAAAGUUCCCGGAGGGAGAAGAGCUGUGAAGACCGUCCUGUCCAAGCUGAAACUCAGGAAGUUCAGAAGCCGGAAGCUGAGGCUGAGGGAUCUCCUGGAAAUCAGCCCAGAGAGCCUGAAGGAUUGGACUCCUCAUGCCUUGGUAGAUUUGCCUUGGAACUUCCUGAGGAAGCUCAUGGCUCUGAACGGGACAGCCAGAAGCACAAGCUUUGGGCAGGGGGCAUCUGACGAGGACACAAGUGAGGACGAGGAGGGUGGGGUGAGAGGGGACGUGUUCUCUCUGAGGGAAGAUGACUCUACGGUUUCUCUGCACCCCCUGGACGUUCUCUGCGCCGUGCUGCUUUGCUCAGACAGUUUCCUGCAGCAGGAGAUCCUGUCCAAAAUGUCCAUGUGCCAGUUUGCCCUGCCUCUGCUGCUGCCCGCCCUCGACUCCCCCAGGUGCACCCUGCUGCUGUGGGCCAUGCGGGACAUUGUGAGGAGGUGGCGGCCGCACUCCCUGGCACAGAGCCGAGGGUUCAGGGAGGAGAGCCUGGUGCUCACCCCAAUGCCAACCGUCUCCUUUGUGCGGCUGGGCAGCUGCAGCUUCUCCAAGUCCCAGCUCCUCAACGAGGUUCUCAGCCCCGCCCAGCAGCACCACGACUUCUUUGUGCAUCGGGACAUGGAGUCUGGGAAUGUCCCACGGGAAAUCGCCGAUGGGCUAGUUGAGAUUGCCUGGUAUUUCCCUGCCGGGCAAGAGAAUUUGGAUCUUUUCCCCGAGCCCGUUGCGGUUACAAACCUGCGCGGGGACAUCGAGUCACACUGGCUGCAGUUCAGCUUUUUAACAGAGAUCGCGUCAGCGGUGUUCAUCAUCACUGAGAGCAUCAGUGAGAGAGAAUACGCCCUGUUCUCCUCUCUGCAGGGAUCUACCACUCAGUACUACUUCAUCCUUAACAAUCAAGGUCAGAAUACCGAAGAGACAUUGGCCCAUCUCAAUAAAUUAGCCCUGCUGCUGGACAUGAACAAAUCGCAACUUCUUGUGAAACAGAAGAGCAACAGCGCGGAGCUGGUGAGAAAGCUACGAUCCACUCUGCGGGGCAUCAUCAGCUCCUCUCCCAAGACCACAAGCACCCGAGACAUGGCCGGGACAGCCCGGGAGCUUGGCAUCCAGGUGGAUGAAGACGGUGGAGCCUAUCGGACAGCACUGGAACACGUUGAAGAAAUCACUGCGGAAAUCCAGGACGUGGCGAAAUACAAGAAGGACGUGCUGAGGCUCCAAGGGGAUCUGUGGAGGAACUUGGCCAAAGUGGAGAAAGAGCUGUGCCGCAUGAAAGGCCAACGGGACGUCCCUCCAGAAGACUACCGGUCCCAGCUGAGAGAGCGGUGGUUGGAGCUACGCAGGCAGCAGAAUCAGUGUGACCUUACCAGCGGGAUGGUGAAAUUUAUUAGCGGGAUAGGACAACUGGGUCCAGCCGAGAAACAUCACUUUCUGAAAUGGAUGAAGUUCCACCUGGACGGCAUUGCCCGGGGGAACCUCUCUAGGCUCCGGGCUGAGUACAGAGAGAAAUGUCACGCUCUAGGGGACGAUGCCCAACAGUUGGCAGAACUAGAUGGACUCAUCUCGGCCAGCUCCCUAGGGCUGGAGCAUUUCAUGCGUGAGCUGGGGCAAUUUUACGAGGCCGAAUGGUCGAUGGUCAAAGAAGCGAAGAUGGGGAACAACCAAAGACAAUUCACCUGUCUCCCCGGCAUCGCGGCUGAGCUGAUGCUGGAAGGGUUUCCCAUGGAGCUGAUCGAUGGAGAUGCCUCCAACAUCCCCCUGCAGUGGGUGACUGACGUUCUGACUCAGCUCCAUGCCAAGCUGGGGGGAAGGUCCAGGAUGCUGGUUCUAACAGUGCUGGGAGUGCAGAGCACUGGGAAAUCCACCCUCCUCAACACCAUGUUCGGCCUGCAGUUUGCAGUGAGCAACGGCCGAUGUACACGAGGAGCCUUCAUGACGCUCAUUAAAGUUACAGAAGCUGUUCAGAAGCUAAGUGGCUGCGAUUUCAUCCUGGUGAUCGACACCGAAGGAGAGGACAGCUAUGAACACGACAACGAGCUGGCCACGUUAGUAAUAGGACUGAGCGACAUCACCAUCGUUAACAUGGCCAUGGAGAACGCCACGGAAAUGAAGGAUGUUCUGCAAAUUGUGGUCCAUGCCUUCCUCAGGAUGGAGCAAAUCGGGCACAAACCCAACUGCCAGUUUGUGCAUCAGAACGUCAGUGAUGUGUCUGCGCAUGAGCAGAACAUGAGGGACCGGAAACACCUCCUGGAGCAGCUGGAUGAAAUGACCAGAGCUGCCGCCAGGAUGGAAAAGCAAAGCAGGGAGAUGAAAUUUUCCGACAUCAUGGACUAUGACCCAGAGAAACACAGUUGGUACAUCCCCGGGCUGUGGCAUGGAGUCCCGCCCAUGGCCCCAGUGAAUAUGGGGUACAGUGAGAGCGUGAGGGAGCUGAAGAAAUACCUGUGUGAAUUCAUGAGACACCGAUCACCUCACAGACCCCCCAAGGACAUUCCCCAGUUCAUCGAGUGGUUGGGCAGCCUCUGGAACGCCGUGAAACAUGAGAACUUCAUCUUCAGUUUCAGAAACAGCCUGGUGGCCGAGGCCUACACCCAGCUGUCUGUGAAGUUCUCAGAGUGGGAGUGGGAAUUCCGCAAGGAGAUGCAUCUCUGGAUAUCCAAGGUAGAAACCACCAUCCAGAACCAAUCCCCAGACAACCUGGGUCCAGGCACCUUUGAGAAGCUAAGGCUGGAAGUCCACCAGAUGCUGCAUGAUGGGGAGCAGAAGGUGCUGCAAAAUCUUCAGAGCUACUUCGAGAGUGGAGCCGGGAACCUGCACCUGGUAGAGAAAUACAGAGAAGAUUUUCUUCGGAGCACGACAUUUCUCCGGCACGAACUGGAAAGCUAUUUGCUCUGCAAGUCCGAAGAGGCCAUUCGUAUCCAGAAAGGUCGGAGCAAGAUAGACCAUCUGCAGGCCAGGUACAUGAAAACCAUUGAAGGGAAGGUGGAUGGGCUCUUGCGGCAGUGCAGGGAGAGGGAGAAAGAGCUAAAUGAAAAGGAACUGAAAAAGGAGUUUGCCAAGAUGUGGAAGGAAACCAUAGCAGAGCUGCCGCUGGAGAGCUUACCCCUACGCCAAAUCCACAAAGACAUCCACUACCACCUGUGGAAGGACCUGCAGAACAGAGGGAGUUUGGUCAAGCAAGUGUUCCAUCAAGCCCAGAGCUUGCUCAGCUACCGAAACAAACCUUUCCGCAUCAAGAAGGAAUAUCUAGACUUGGGGUGGUGCAAAGCAGCGAUGGAGUUUAUAACCCAGCAAUGUUCACGUGAACUCGAAGAAUUCACAAAGUCCCUGGUGGAGGAAUGUAGAAGGUACAUUGGGCAGAAGGUCCAAUCUGGUGGGGAUUACGACCAGACUUACUGCGGGGAACUGCUGUGGCUCAUCAAUGACAGGCUCCAGCAGAAGAUCGGGGGAAACAUUCGCACCAGCGCGUCCUUCGAAGUCGACUUGAAGCUUCACAUCCUUGGGGAGGCAGCCAGCGCCUUCCAGCAGAUGCACGAAGAUUUCCUCAAGAAGAAUGACCCUCAGCGCCGCCUGGAAGAGCUGAGACCUCAGUAUUUCUCCACCUUCAGAGACCUUUACUACGAGAAAGAUGCCUGCCAGAAGAGGGCUUUUGAUUUCUGUGACCGGUGCCUGAAACCUGCCCUGUGGGACUAUAUGAAAAAGAGGCUGGGGAUUGAGAUAGUGGACGACUUUCUCAGCAGCGGAGAGUCCAUCGAGUACGGCAGCCGGAGCUUUUUCCAGUUCACCGUGCAGAAGAAACUGCUGGAGGAGAUGAACUUCGAUAACUAUGUGAAAUACAUUGUUGACUAUGAAGGGUUUGUCAAAUCCUGGAUCCAGACACGCCUCUUUGAUCACUACAGAGAGACCAGAGGUUUGGGGGAUCUGGAAGUCCAGGAUGCUCUGGAGACCUCUGAAUGCAAAGAAGCCCUCACCGUCUCUGAGUUCUUGGACCACUUUUGCCAAGCGAUGUGCAAGGAGCUGGUGAUCUCCAAGGACAGUUUGGAGGUGAUUCUCUUCAUGAACACAGCUAGCGUUGGACAGUUCUUGGCCGAUAUCCAGGCCUUCCUCCCCCAGGUGGAAGAAAGCGUCCUCUCAGGGUGGGAAGAACUAGCAGGGGACAUGGUCUUCACACAGCUCCAGUUCCAGCCCCAGGAUGAGAUUUUCAAGCGCGUGUUCGGCUGCGGGAAGCAGUGUCCAUUCUGCAAAGUCCCCUGCGAAGCAGGCGGAAGCGACCACAAGGAGCAUUUUGCAUCGGUGCAUCGGCCACAAGGGCUGGGGAAUUUCAGGGAGGAGACAAGUAAAAGGCUUGUGUAUUCUUUAUGCUCCUCUGAUGUGGUUUCUGGCAACUCAUUCAGAGGCCUGUUCACAGCCUUCCAGUGGCAACCCUACAAAGAUUAUCGCCGAUUCUUCCCCACCUGGCGCAUCCAGCCGGACCCCAGCAUCAGUGCCUCGGAUUACUGGAAGUUCAUAUUCAGAAAGUUCAAUUCCCAGUUUGCCAGGGAGUACGACGCCUUGCCUGCCAAUCUCCCGCCGGAUUGGAAAAAAUUAACCAAGGAGCAGGCUCUGCAGAGCAUCCGAGAGGCCUUUAACAUGGAAUAGGGGCUCUGUGUUACGGCGCAGUCUUUAAUUCCAUAACAAGGCACCAUCGAUCUUAAUCCUGCUGUCUUGUAGCUUCCCAUGGCUUGAUUUGCCACCUGAAAGGACAUCCCUUCUUCGUGUGUAAUUGCCUUGGUUAAAACAAAAUUAAAUUGAAAAGAAAGCAGCUCCCUUGUGUGACAUCGUAUCGGCACUUCCACGGCUCCUCAGCAGGGCUGCGACCUUUAGACACCCCGCACACACCUCUGCCAGUUAAUCUGAGUAACCAAUAGCAGUUGUAGGUUGUUCUCCUCCAUGGCGACCAGCCACCACAAGUAAGUGAGGGACGUACUUUGCCAUUGGGUUCUUAUUUGCAGACAGCAGAGGACUGGGGAAACUCAGGACUUCUGGGAUCGUUCCCUGGUUCUGUGGGAAGUAUGCCCUAGCGGUCAUGUCAUAGACCCCUCUGUGCAUCCAUCACCCCCAGCUCAACCUCUUCUGACCAAUCCCUUCCAAUAAGUCUGCACCAAUCCUGGUCUCCUCCUUCGUUACACAUUCCAAUCCCCAACUGAAAACAGCAUCAUCAUAGGUCAGACAAUUAUUGCUAUGGGGGAUGCUACCAGCUGUGCCUAUAAUAUAUCUCUACCCUGGGCUUCUUCCCACGGGGAGGCAGAAAUAUGGCAGAGACAUUUCCCUGAUGGUAGGUUGGUGGGGUCUAUAAAAUCCUGGCUGAUGUGGAGAAAUUAAGAACACGUUAUUUAUUUGUUCCCAAAACAUAACUAGAGGUCACCACAUGAAAUUAAUGGGAAGCAGGUUUAAAACAAACACACAAAUAUUUUUUCCACACGAUGCAGUCAGCCUGUGGAACUCCUCGCCAGAUGAUGCUGUGAAGGUCAGAACUAUCACAGAGUUAAAAAAUAACGAGAUAAAUUUAUAGAGGACAGGUCCAUCAAUAGCUAUUAGCCAGGAUGGUGGCCCUAUACUCUGUCAG